Molecule: messenger RNA, 12680 nt
Organism: Mus pahari (shrew mouse)
Lineage: Eukaryota; Metazoa; Chordata; Mammalia; Rodentia; Muridae
Gene: Clstn2
Product: calsyntenin 2
Exons: 17
Coding region: 6-2807 (933 amino acids)
Biological process (GO): positive regulation of synaptic transmission; homophilic cell-cell adhesion; positive regulation of synapse assembly
Cellular component (GO): postsynaptic membrane; cell surface
Molecular function (GO): calcium ion binding; X11-like protein binding; amyloid-beta binding
Source: RefSeq, a predicted model, not a curated record
UGUCUAUGUGGAGUGUUGACUGGAGUGGGAAGGAUGAUUUCUUCAAUAAACACAAGCCAUGGAUCGAGACAUCGUAUCACGGAGUCAUAACUGAGAACAACGACACAGUCAUCUUGGACCCUCCACUGGUAGCCCUGGAUAAAGAUGCCCCAGUGCCUUUUGCAGGGGAAAUCUGUGCAUUCAAGAUCCACGGACAGGAGCUGCCCUUUGAGGCUGUGGUGCUCAAUAAGACAUCUGGAGAGGGCCGACUUCGUGCCAAGAGUCCCAUUGACUGUGAGCUGCAGAAGGAGUACACAUUCAUCAUCCAGGCCUAUGACUGUGGUGCAGGGCCUCGGGAAGCAGCCUGGAAGAAGUCACACAAGGCUGUGGUCCACAUCCAGGUGAAAGAUGUCAAUGAGUUCGCACCCACCUUCAAAGAGCCAGCCUACAAGGCCAUCGUCACAGAGGGCAAGAUCUAUGACAGCAUCCUGCAGGUAGAAGCCAUUGAUGAGGACUGCUCCCCCCAGUACAGCCAGAUUUGCAACUAUGAAAUUGUCACAACGGAUGUGCCUUUUGCCAUUGACAGAAAUGGCAACAUCAGGAACACCGAGAAGCUGAGCUAUGACAAGCAACAUCAGUACGAGAUCCUGGUAACUGCUUAUGACUGUGGACAGAAACCCGCCGCUCAGGACACCCUGGUGCAGGUGGACGUGAAACCAGUGUGCAAACCUGGCUGGCAAGAUUGGACCAAAAGGAUUGAGUACCAGCCUGGCUCGGGGAGCACGCCCUUGUUCCCCAGCAUCCACCUGGAGACGUGCGAUGGAGCUGUGUCCUCCCUCCAGGUCACUGCGGAGCUGCAGACUAAUUACAUCGGCAAGGGCUGUGACCGAGAGACCUACUCUGAGAAAUCCCUUCAGAAAUUAUGUGGAGCAUCCUCGGGCAUCAUCGAUCUCUUGCCGUCCCCUAGCGCAGCUACCAACUGGACUGUGGGGCUGCUGGUGGACAGCAGUGAGAUGAUCUUCAAGUUUGAUGGCAGGCAGGGUGCCAAGAUCCCUGAUGGGAUUGUGCCCAAGAACCUGACAGACCAGUUCACCAUCACCAUGUGGAUGAAACAUGGCCCCAGCCCCGGCGUGAGAGCAGAGAAGGAAACAAUUCUCUGUAACUCAGAUAAAACUGAAAUGAACCGGCAUCACUACGCGCUGUAUGUGCACAACUGCCGCCUCGUCUUCCUCCUGCGGAAGGACUUUGACCAGGCGGACACCUUUCGCCCUGCAGAGUUUCACUGGAAGCUGGACCAGAUUUGUGACAAAGAGUGGCAUUACUAUGUCAUCAAUGUGGAGUUCCCUGUGGUCACCCUGUACAUGGAUGGAGCAACAUAUGAACCAUACCUGGUGACCAAUGACUGGCCCAUUCAUCCAUCUCACAUAGCCAUGCAACUUACUGUCGGCGCCUGUUGGCAAGGAGGCGAAGUGGCCAAACCACGGUUUGCACAAUUUUUCCAUGGUAGCCUUGCCAGUCUCACCAUCCGUCCUGGCAAAAUGGAAAGCCAGAAGGUGAUUUCUUGUUUGCAGGCCUGCAAAGAAGGGCUGGAUAUUAAUUCCUUGGAAAGCCUUGGGCGAGGGAUUAAGUAUCACUUCAACCCUUCACAGUCCAUCCUCGUGAUGGAAGGCGAUGACAUUGGGAACAUCAACCGAGCCCUCCAGAAAGUGUCCUACAUCAACUCCCGGCAGUUCCCAACAGCAGGGGUCCGACGCCUCAGACUCUCUUCAAAAGUCCAGUGCUUUGGCGAAGAUGUGUGCAUCAGCAUCCCAGAUGUGGAUGCCUACAUCAUGGUCUUACAGGCCAUCGAGCCCCAGAUCACCCUCCAGGGGACAGAGCGUUUCUGGAGACCUGCCGCCCAGUUUGAAAGCGCCAGAGGAGUGACUCUCUUCCCUGACAUCAAGAUCGUGAGCACCUUUGCCAAGACUGAGGCCUCCGGGGACAUGAGAGCCACAGGCACAGCCCCCAAAUCAACAGUCUUAGAAGAAAUGCUACACAACUUGGAUUUCUGCGACAUUUUGGUGCUUGGAGGGGACUUGGAUCCAAGACAAGAGUGCUUGGAGCUCAACCACAGUGAGCUCCACCAACGACACCUUGAUGCCACCAACUCGACUGCUGGCUACUCCAUCUAUGGUGUGGGGUCCAUGAGCCGCUAUGAGCAGGUGCUGCAUCACCUCCGUUACCGCAACUGGCACCCCACUUCUCUUGAGACCCGGAGGUUCCGGAUCAAGUGUUCAGAACUAAACGGGCGCUACACUAGCAAUGAGUUCAACUUGGAGGUCAGUGUCCUCCACGAAGUGAGAGUCUCUGACAAGGAACAUGUCAACCACCUUAUUGUACAGCCACCCUUCCUCCAGUCUGUCCAUCACCCUGAGACACGGAGUAGUAUCCAGCGCAGUUCAGUGGUCCCGAGCAUCGCCACUGUCGUCAUCAUUAUCUCUGUGUGCAUGCUAGUGUUUGUUGUGGCCAUGGGUGUGUACCGAGUCCGAAUUGCCCACCAGCAUUUUAUCCAAGAGACUGAGGCUGCCAAGGAAGCUGAGAUGGACUGGGACGACUCUGCGCUGACUAUCACUGUCAACCCUAUGGAGAAACAUGAAGGCCCGGGGCACGGGGAAGAUGAAACUGAAGGAGAGGAAGAAGACGAAGCAGAGGAAGGCGCGAGCUCCAGCAGCAGUGGCUCCGAUGACAGCGAAGAGGAGGAAGAGGAAGGGAUGGGCAGAAUCAGACAUGGGCAGAGCAGCACCAGGCAAGCCCAGCUGGAGUGGGAUGACUCCACCCUCCCCUACUAGUGCCCAUGGGCUGAUGAGCAGCGUGUGUGCCCCUUUUGUAAAACCCAACCCAAUGUAUGCCCAAGCCUGUCACACUCAACUCUGGUUUCUAUGACAGGUCUGGGAAAGCCAUCAGCUUCCUUGAGUCUGCCCCCUAUGCUUUGGGCACUGCCUUUGUCCCAACCAUGGAGCAGUUCCCAGAGCCCAGUGUCACCAUCCAUGGGGACUGCAGGGUGGUUACAUUGUCCUGUAGCCCUCACUUCUUUCUGCUCGGGGAUCACCCAGAAUCCUGUCAUCCAACCUGCAGAGUUCUGGUCACCUUGCUCUUUUCUGCAGGGGAGGAGCUCCCCUUUCUGUCACUUGCCACCCCUAGACUCAGUGUUUUCAAAUGCCUUGGGUUAUAGCUCACUGUGUAUGUACUUGACUAAAUAGCCUUUCUCCACCUACACCAGCAGGUCUUCCCUAUGCUGGGUAUCCAGGUUGCUUCAUCCAGAGAAAGCAGUAGAGUCUCACUCAUAUACCUAAGACCUUAGGGCUUAAGAAUUGAAAAGAAAGCCUUUGUUGGGGCAGAAUUGAGUUUCCAUGGAAAGGCCCAUAGUGUAAUUCACACACACACACACACACACACACACACACACACACACUUCUGAGCUUGGAGAGCCUUUCUUUUUUUACUUCUUCUGAGACUAAAUAAAUUGUAUAGCAAGUUCAAAACCAAGAGUCAGUUGGAUUUUGGCCAUAAGUAGAGUAUGUCCUCAUCAUAGGCUCACUGGCCAGCUUUCCAACCUGCCUAGGCAAUGUCUAAACCCACGUGGCUGCCCUGCCCAGGGCUAUCACCAUGAUAGAACCACAGGGCCCAGGAAGCACUUCAUACAGGCACUCUUCAAGUGACAGCUUGGGCAUGGAUGUCACUAGGAGCCAAAGAAAGGAUUGAUGGGAUGACCCAGCAAGGCUUCAUGGUCGAUAAAGAUCUGCUUUGGGGUUGGUAUAGCUGGACUCGCCCAUAUAAGGGUAGCCCAAAGGUUGACAAGACUGUCACCACCCAGCCUGUGGUCCCUUAUCUCCUAUGUUACUGUUUUCUCUUUGGGACAUAACAUCAUUUCAGAUGUAGUCGAACAAACAUAGGCUCUACCAGUCUGAGAUGUUAGUUGGGAAAUUUAACUGCUAGGGAUUCAAAGUAUCUGAGCAACAAUAACAUCGGCUUCUUUCUUCUUCUCAUAAAAGGAGGGAUGCUUUGAAUAGGGGGCAAAUAUAUCAAAACCUUAAUUUCUUGUUCUUUCUUCUUAUUUUAAUAAGAAACACUUUUCCAUCUGCAUUCUAACGUGGGCACCUCGUGAGGAGAAUUGUUGCUAUAGUAACUGGUGGACAAUCUUUUGUGGCCUAGAGAAUAGCAGGCAAGAAUUAAGGCCAUCCCCAUCAUCCCACUCUGCCCCAUGGCCAUCCUGAAUUGGCUUGGCCCAGGCGGUCUCUUGUCACAUAGCAUUCAAAUCCAACUGAAUGUUGACUCUUCCCUGUGUCAUAUAAGCGGAACAUUCAGGGAGCGAUUAUAGCUGACGUCCUCUAGUCCUCUGCUCACCCUCCAGGUAUCGAGGAUCCACACCAGGUCUUUUCAACCUUCUGGCUGGGGAGAUCUACCUUACGUUGUUUUUCCAACUCCCAGAGUGUCUUGUGCAUAAUUCUCUUUCAUGAGCCUUCGGAUAACACUGUGAAGUAUUUGAGAAAUGGCUUAUUAGGGACAAUUUUUUUUGUGUGUGAUGGGUAAACUGAGGCUCAGAGUCAGUGUCCUGUUCAGAGUCAUUCCAAGAUACAGACUACCCCUGUGUUCCUUGUCCAUGGUUCUACUUAUAUUCACGUUAACAUGUGUUUCUGAGCAUCUACUAUGCGCUAAGCACACUAUCAGCAGCAAUAGGAAUGGGAUGAAGCAGAAUGAGACAGACCUCCCCCCACAGAGGACUCAGGAGUUACUGAAAGGACACAGCCAGGCAUGGAGAUUGCACAGGAGACAGGAGGAUAAAGUAUCAGAUGCCACUGGAAGAAGAGGAGCACAUUUACCAACCCAUCCCAUGCCCUAAUUUUUCUCUCUUGGAAGAAACGCAAGAUUUUUAUAUUCACUGAAAGGAAAUAGACACAUCUCCUGUGAACUACCCCAGUCAGAUUCCCCCUUUUCCAUCAGGCCAUUUCUGCACAUUUACAAGGGAGAAAUCUACAGGAAGGAUUAGGCUUUACAAUCCUAUUAUUUAAAUAAUAAGACAUUCUUCAGUCAAGCAUUUAGGAGCUACUGAAUUCUCCCAAAAUUAUGUCAGUAAAGGGAACAGUUUGCAUGUUUAAAACCAAUCUUUUUUGAAUGAGAUUUUGAUUGCAAAUAUUUAAGUUUAGAGUUUGAGAGCACUUUGCUCUGCACUGACUUUUCAGUGCCGAUGGGUGGAUGGCUUUUCCCAUGCCCCCCUGGGCUACCUCUUGUGACUGCAUUCCUCAUUUGUGGUAGGGCGAGUUGUUUGCGCUGUUAGAAUGCCUUCAUGGUUUUUUGGGGGGUGGUAAGAGAAGAGGCGGUUGAAAGCUAGGAAGCUUUGGGGUUUGGCAGCCAAGAUGUAUAUCAAUCAGUUCAGGAGCCAUUUGGGGACAAAUUUGCAGGGAAAUAGUGGUGACACAAACUAAAACCUUCCCUUCUUCUGUCAUGGCACAAGGUCACGCUGCAUGCUAACUCCAAAGCCAAGGCAUCUAAGUGAUAUUCCUGGGACAACAGGCUUUUAUCCUGUUCUCAACACUCACUUAACCUUGGGUAAGAUCAAGGAUGGAGUGGUUAUAACAUCGUCAACUUCAGCAGGUAGCCAGGUGAAGGCAUAGGCCUCCUGUCAGCUACUCUGACCAGCAAUGCAAGGCGCUAGUCACACUGGCUUUUGCCAGUGUCCGGAAUAUGGUGUUUAGAAACCAAAGUUCCCAGAUGUUCUGGACACUAUGGGACCUCUAGGAAGAGGUGAGAGACCAAGGAAAGACAGACUCGGCCCCCAAGAGAAAAACUGACGGGUGUGGCCAUAGACUCGUCCACUGCUUUUCUUGCCAAAUGGACAACCUGGGUCUGCUCUUCAGAGCUUGAAGAUAGGUGGGCUGCGAGUCUCAAGUAACUCAGAAGAUUGGGAGGAGGAGAAGCAGGAGGAUGCCAGUGAGUUGCCCCCAGUGGAGGAAAGCCAUUAAACCCACUGAAGAAGUGUCUCAAGGAAUCCUGAGUAUAUUCAAAUAGAUUUUAAGCAAAUUCUGUAAGUCUGACUAAGGCCCCAAGUCACACAGGUACAAAGGGAUGUGAUUGCUGCCACAGAACUUUCUGAGAGCUUUAUUGAAUUAACCAUUCAUUCCCACCACUCGCAGUUUAGACCAAAUUCUCUGACCUUAACAAGAGAGUUUGUCUCAAGGGACACCCAUGGAGUCUCCAUGGAGAUAACGACUGCUAGAAAAACAGUGCCCCCCCCCUCCUGCAUCAGAGAUCAGCAAACUAAACUAUCUAGAAAGAUCCAGAGAGGAAAGCCUUAGGGUUUUGCAGGGCAUUUGUUCUCAGUGUUACUCUUCUAGACCCUGCCUCAUGCCAUGGAAGCAGCUUCAGACAGUACCCAAGCAAAGGAACAUUCCAAUUAGUCUCUCCAUCUACUUUCCAGGAAAACUAAUCUAUGAGACUGAAGGGGGGAAAAAGAGGCUAUUUGGAUUCAUUGAAUUUUCAUGUCAUAAACAUUUUACUCUCUUAUUUCUCAUUUUCUACUCAAAACUUAGCCUUCUAGACAUCUAGAAAGCUAGCCACCAGGCAGAUCCAUGUGAGGCUGACUCUCACCCUCAGUCCAUAGAAAGCAGCCAUCCCUCCCCCCCCCCACCCUCCUCACCCCCAGAAGAAAACACCCAACAGCUCCCUAGUGGUCAUUGCCUUGAAUUGAACAGCUGGAAAACUCUGGGCUCUUUCAUUAAAGCUCUCUUAGAAGUUCACAGGAGACUGGAGGAAACACAAAAGAAGCAGGUAAAAUGAGCAACCAAAAUCCCACUUGUUAUUUCUGAAUUGAAGAAAUCAGACAAAUAUUCCUAAGGGUUGGAUGCCUGGACCCAGAGACCUGGCUAAUCACUGAGCAGAGGGGCUCCCUCCUCUGUUGAGGCAAGUGCUAACUCCCCAGGCUAAGCACCUUCCUAGCAGGGCUCAGUCCAUAAUGAUUUCUAAGCAGGAGUGUUCAUUAUCUGGGACUGAUUUUCAUUUCAGCCCUGUUCAUGUCUUUGCUCUAAAAAUGAUCCUAAAGACUUGUGGCUGUUCGAAUCAAUAGCAACACAAUCAGCAGAAAGCCCUACCCGGCAACACUUCAAAAUUAACAGCCUCCUUGCCUCUAUGACUCAAUAUUAGCUGCAAAGAAAAGAGUGCUUUUUCUUAAUCAUCUCCCCAUUUAAAUUAACCAGAUAGGCUUUGCAAAAAAAAAAAAUACAUAAAUAAAUAAAAAUGUGAGCGAAAAAGUCUAAUUCUUUAGAAAAGUGGGUGAUGUUCACGGAGCAUAUGGUCUCUGGAGGGAUCCCCAAAGCCUCCUGCAAUGUGCUCAGCCAGGUUGGGAUGUUGCAGGCUUCUCUAUCUGUGCCAGACAUUUAUCGAGGCUGACAAGCCAAAGCCCUUGGCACGGUUUAAUUUUCAUGUCACCGCGUUCCGUUGUCCAGCUGGAGGCAAAGGAAAUGAGCAGUGUAAGUUUCCAAGUCAACUCCAGGACCUUCACUUGCCUGUCUUUAUUUGUUUCACUUUAUACGUUUAUCCUGCAUUAGCUUCCUUCUGACACUGGAUGGAAAAGGGGGGAGCUGGUUUUCCGGGGAGCUACAAAUUAGGAGCUAAGCUUGACUUUGUCCCAUGGUGACAAAGAGAGACAGAAGUUACCUCCAUGAGCAUGCCAGAGAGCGAUUGCAUUGAGUCACUAGGCAGAUGGGAGUCUCUGUUUACACCUAUGUUCCACAAAUUCAGCAAGUGCUCACCAAGCAUCGUGUGUGCUUGAUUCUAAGCCAAGGAACAGGGGAGAGAGCAUGACCUAGAGAGGAUCCUCUGCUCUUGUAGUGUCAGAGGGCUCCACACACAGGACUGUCGGGGAGAAGUUUAAGAUGCAGUCAUCUAGUUUAAGUCAGAUGGUAGGGAUGAUCCUAGGGGUGCUGAAGGGCCUCUGUGAACAGAGAGAGCGUCAGGGAAGUGAGCAACCUGCUCCUAAAUCCUGCUUAGUUAUCAUGGCUCGGGUCAUGUAUAGAGGAAAGCCUUUCCCUUUAUGGAGAAAUAAUUUGGCUGAUGGCUGAGAGCUGGUGAAGCUAAGACAGAGGUAGUCCUCAAACAGAAGCAGUAGGCAGGCAGACCAGGAAAAUUGUGAACAGUGCUUUAAGUGGGUCCAGGGGGCUUCCGGCCAAAGCCCAGGGUCUGACUAGCCUGAUGCAAGGUUCACACAUGAAGGACUGAGCUCUGGCUGGGUGAUCUGCAGGGCAGCCGCAGCCGCAGCAGCCACAGCCACAGCAGCACCCUAGAAGCUAGUAAGGCAGACUCUACAAGGGAGGUUUCAGCAAGCUGUACUCUAAGAACAAAGCUCAGGAAGGCCAGGGUUUCAGCGCUGUCUCUGGGGAGGAUGAGGCCAGCCUGUGCUGGCACUCGGAGGAGGGAGAAUGGCGAAUGCCGUCACAAUUCAGACACUAAAUUGGAUGGGUGGUGGACUGCUUCUCUUGGAAGGACAGUAACCCGUGUUGCUGAAAGUAGGAGAAAGAGAAAAAAGGAAGGGAAAGGUCAAAGCUGCGGCUUCAUCGGCCGUGGGAAUCACAUUCCUGUGGUCCAUGUAGGUACCAGGCUCCAACCAUUUUCCCUUCCUGACGUACGCCAUAAGAUCUAUGGUCUAAGCACCAUAAACCUUCAGCUGGAACUUCUUGUAUUUUGUCAGUCAUUGUGCCUAUGACCUAAGUCUAGUCUCAUACUAGGAUCUCAAGGUCAAGGUCAGAGGUCAGGGCAUAGAAGAGGAACAGAUAGCACAUAAGGCAGGAGAACCAGUCAUAGUGAGUUUCUACAAACCCAGCCCCCGUUCUGCUCAGAAACAUGGCACCCCUAACAGCCUCUUCGCUAAGCCCCCUAAGUUCUCCAAAGGGAGACUGAGGCCAGCUCAGAGACCAGGUUGAGAAUACACAUCUCUAUGAAAUUAGAAUCUGCCUUUUUAUAGCAGAAGAAAAUGGGGGGGGGGGAAGAGAUCAGAAAAGAAAAGAUAGGACAUGCCAGUUAUUUGCCUGUGAGAAGCACUAAAGGGGUUUUGCUUUCACAGCCUGGCCUUUCUGAGGAAAGUCCCUGCUGAGACUUCUUUGCCAAGACGUAAGGCAGUUUUCUGUGCUUCCCUUACAUACCAGCCAUUUAUUACCAAAGCCUCCGAUAGGACAACACAGAAAGUGAUGGAGAGUAAUCUGGAAGCAGGACUGUCCUUGGCAGGUUUGCUUAUGUAGGACAAGGAGCCAGUUUGCUUUGGGGCUGGAGAUAAGGUCCAGACAAGGAUAUCGGGGGUGGGGGAGGGGGUGGGGGGCUGCGUGAGUUAUAGAACGUCACCCCUGAAGAGAUCAGACUGUCAAGGAAUGAGACACCGGAUGGAGUCACCAAACAGCGUAUGUGAACUGGUACUUUUGGGCCUUUGGCAGGCAGACCCUAAGGUGGUGCUACACUCCAAGAGCCACAGUCUACCUUCCCAGGGUACCCUAAAAAAAAAACCCAUGACUGGAUGCAAACAGUACAGACCCCAACUUUGCCCGCCUCCACUUGCCACCUCCCUAAGGCAAAAUGAGUAACUGAUGUGAGGGUGCUGCUCCUUCCCUAUGGAUGUAACCAGGGUAUCCAAAGCAUGGCAUCUGGCCCACGGCACGGGCUCAACAAAGGUUGAGUAGAAUCCCAGAGAUCACCUGGCCUUGGAGAACGAGUGUGGCUUGAAAAGUUAAGAUGCCCUGGUGGAGAAAGGUUCCUCGAGCCCAGUAUUAGUCUGCAGUUGUCCUUUGCAAAAUCACUAAGGAGGGAAGAAAAGUGGAAGGGUGGGGGAGGGCAGGUGACAAUAUUUUGUGCUUCCCCAUGGAAGCUGACAGGAAGGAACUUUUUUCCCCAGGUAGAACCAGUAACAGGAGCCCUCCCCACCACGCUAGGAGCAAGGGCAGCUAGGCCAUGAUGAGCCCCACUUUUUCUACCCUGUGAGUCACAGGACUGGGGAAAUGGAGCUUUAAUUCGUUAAUGAGCCCAGCUCCUCGCCACUGACACACCCCUUUUAUUAGCUAUGCUGUGGAAAGAUUCAUCACUAUGAAGCCCAACCCCCCCAUAGUCCGAUGAGACAAGGGCAGCAGACACGAGAGACUUCAGAAUACAGGCGCUGGAUAUUAAUCACAGGAACAAAAUCAUGUUGGCUUUAAUGUUUGCUUUCUCUUUAUCUGGGAGUGAAAAUGCACCUCUGUUACCUGGAGCCUUUAAACUGAGCAUUUCAGAGCAGAAGUGGGACACAACCACAUAAAUAUCGAGGGUUCUUUUCCUCAGCAGAAUGAGCUGUCAUAAAAACAAAAGAAGCUAAGAGGUUAUUUCUAUUUGCAAAGGCAGAGAAUCAACACACAGGUUUUAGGUCCAGACUCCAGCCCGUCCUGUGGAAAAAGGGCAAGGAGGUAGCCUCUACUCUCUGAAAGGAUUCCUCGAGGGCCCAAGAGUAAGGGUUCAACUGGAUCCAUGACUCACAUCGAUGAGUGAAAUGCAUGCAUGCAUCUUUGGAGGCAAAAGUGCAUUCAUCCUGGCCUUCAGGGAAGGCUGGGCUGUGGCUCUCACCACUACCCACUCUCCAUGAUGCAAAGGAGCCCUGGAGCUCUGGAAGAAGUAUUGAUAGCCCUUUCACAGACACACUCUAGAAGGGUGGAAAUGGAGCCAAAGUUUUGGGCAAAGAAAGUUAGACUUGGUACCCGGGUGAGUCACUUGAACAGGAGGGGAAGAGAUAUGGAGUGAGAAGGUGGUAGAGGUGGAGGGUAAACUGGAAGCUGAUUAGAAUCAACAGCAUCAGAAGCAACCAGGAAGCCAGGGCACUGCUCUAUAUGUAAACAUAUUCAUGUGUCAAAGGAAUCAUGGGUAAACAAUGCCAUGUGACCACAGAGGCAGUUAACUGUAGUUGCUUUACAAGCCAGAGGCACUGGAAGCAGAUGACAGAUCAAUCUCCCUACCAGGUUUCCAACCUUAUCUGCUUCCGAGAAAGAGCUGUUGAUGCUGGAAAGGCAUGGCAGGCGAUUGGAGAAAACCAGAUGGAAAAUAGAAAGAAGAAAGUUUAUGUAGAAGCCAGUUGUUCCCAGGGAAACCUGUAGUUACUAGAGUGGGCCUUGUUACGUUACUGCAUGUGCAUCGUACUGUCUGUAAGAAGGAGUCAGAAUGAUGGGACAGGGUAUUAGUUUAGGGAAUUGGAGUAAUAAGUAUAGAAUACCAGACAUGACUAGGUGAAGAGCAGCUGAUAAUAUAUAUGUAUGUACAUAUAUACAAAUCUAUACUAUGGAAGUAGGAUACAAAACAGAUAGGUCAUUAGUCCCAACCAACCUUAAUUCUCUGGAUGCCUUAGGUUAUUCUUAUUUGCUUUUAGCUCUCAAAGCCCUGAAAGAAGUACCUGGAACACUGCAGGAGUCAUAAACAUUUGGAAGUGAAGCAUCUAGCUUGUCCUUACUUGGUGAAGACUCAGUUUAUCACUAGACUCCAUAUUGACUGGACCCUAUAGAAGCAGGUCAACCACGCAUAUCUCCUAGCUUAGAGAAGCCUCCGUGAAUCUUCAUAUUCUGUGCAGUAGUCAGACAGUGGCAGACACUGGCCAUGAGCAGCGACAGUGUUGCUUGCACACAUUUAGAACAUACCCGAGUAACAUCCCCAACGCUGUUUCUACAGAGCAGAGGCUGCCCAACCUACCAUUGUCUCUGCCUUUCCCUAAGUACUUGCUAAAUAUUGUUCACCCUAUCAUCUUCUGUCAUUGAUGCUGGGACUAAAUAUAAAGGUUUUGGGGUCAGCCAAUCUCAGACCCUUCCCUCCUCCCAUCUUUGGAGAGGAUGUCACCAUUUUAAAGCCUUGUAUGAGAAACCUGUUUGUCCCCAGCUCAGUGCAUGGGAAAGGCCUGAGAUGGACAGACUGCUCUAUCUACUGGAGCCUCUUUGGGGUUCACUCUGCAGAGAGAAAGAGCAGUUCUCAUUGUAUGCAGUCACCUUCCACCUGCACCUGACUGCGAAGUAGCCUACUGGUCAGUGCAGCUGGAGUGUCUUUCCCAGGAGCCAACCGGACGUGGGGUUUGGGUGUUCUUGGCACACAGCAGACUUCUGAGCCUCUUGAGCUGCCUCCAAGAAUGAAUCUCCUUAGUCUACAAAAUGUAUUUAUUUGGUAACUAUGCUACUGUGUGUGUAUGAGUCUGAUACAAUGCAAACCUUGAAAUGUCUUACUAAAAGGAAUUAUGAAUUCAUAGAGAAUUGAAUCCAACCUCAGAACAGUGCAUUAUGCUGUCGGUCAAUAAGGUUGCCCAGCCACGGGGGACCAGAGAAAAGCCUUCCCCUCCCACCCCUUUCCUUGGUGGCCUCUCCCUCCCUAAUUGCCCUACCAGAUUCUAACUGAUGCAGAGUGAUGGCUGAGAGAGUACAUGUACAUAAAGAUUUAAGAGGGACAUAACCCCUGGGGGAAUCAGUUGAGUUCCUUCCCAUGGCUGUGAUCUUAUCAUGCCUGAAUCCCAAACUUUAAAUUUCUAACAAUUUCGAUUCUUGAAGUUUCUGAGUAAUUUGUUAAAUGCCUAUUCAACACAGACAGAUAUUUAUUUUCAGCCUUGGCUUGUAAAUGCCUACAAACUGAUUCAUGUUGGUAGUCAUUACGACACUUCUGUGAAUUGGUUGAAUAAAUAUGAUUUUAGAAUU